Molecule: messenger RNA, 3084 nt
Organism: Medioppia subpectinata
Lineage: Eukaryota; Metazoa; Arthropoda; Arachnida; Sarcoptiformes; Oppiidae
Source: the annotation of a GenBank genome assembly
UUUGUAACUAUUGUUAUUUUAUAUUUUACAUCAAUCAACGUAUAUUGUAUUGAUGUGAACACCAGUAUAGGAGUAGUGAGGGGUCGGACACUACAUGUGUUGGACACAAAUGUGGACCAAUUUCUGGGCAUACCUUACGCCGAACCCCCGGUCGGCAAACUUAGGUUCGCUAAACCCGAACCCAUUUCUAAGCCAUUCCCUGAUAUAAUUGAUGCGACAAAACCAAAAAACUCAUGCAUACAACGAGAAGGUAUUUUCCCUAUUGCUCCGGGCGCUGGUAUGAGUGAAGACUGUCUGGUGCUUAACAUAUGGACAACAAAUACUACAGCAUUAAAGCCAGUGAUGUUUUGGAUAUACGGCGGCGGACUUAAUAGUGGGUCAAUUUUUAUGGAGAUUUAUAACGGGACAGCUUUGGCCACCAAUGAUGUGGUGGUUGUGUCCGUCAACUAUAGGUUAGGACCGUUUGGGUUCCUAUACGGGGAUCGGGAGGACGCGCCCGGAAAUGUCGGCUUUUAUGACCAGUUGUUAGGCUUGAAAUGGGUUAGAGAAAACAUCCACUCAUUUGGCGGAGAUAGGGAUCAGAUCACCAUUUUUGGUGAGAGCUCCGGGAGUUGGUCGGUGUCCGCACACAUACUCUCCCCGUUAUCUAAGGGUAUGUUUCAGAGGGCUAUUAUGGAAAGCGGGGCCAAUAUGUUCAAUAAGGACAGGGAUGUGGUCAACAAAACUGAGGCCUUAUCUCAGGCCAAAGCAAUGGCCAAAGGAUUGAAAUGCAAUGAAACCGAGGAUUGGAUACAAUGUCUGCGAAGAGCGGACGCCAAAGAGUUGCUCAAAUAUGAAUCGUCUUACGCCUUAUACCCGGUGUUUGAGACAGAGUUUUUACCCAUUCGUCCACAUCAAGCUUUUAAUGAGAAAAAGUUUAACACAGAUGUUGACUUAAUCGCUGGUAUUACACACGACGAGGGCUCAAAGCUUAGCUAUCUAGUGAUCAAAGACCCUGAUCAUAUGACACUUACUGAUUUUUACAACGGGUUAAAAGCAUUGGACGAAAGCAUUGGGUAUCACAACAUAGAUGUGCCAAAAGUAACGGCACAUUACCUGAAAGGUGUCAACGCUAGCGAUUCAUUUGCUCUACGAAAAGCUUUUAGCGCAUUAGCGGGUGAUUUAAUGCUCGGUUGUCCGACAUAUCUGUUCGCCAAACGGUUCGCACAAACUGUCAAAGAGUCGCAAAGUGUUUACUUUUACGAGUUGUUGUACGCAACUAAUUAUUUUGCUAAGCUAAUGAACUGUGAUGUAAAGACCGUGGGCAUUUGUCACGCCAUGGAUUUACCUUUUGUAUUUGGUUUACCACUACUCGAUCCCAAUAAUUACACUCCAGAAGAUAGAUUUUAUUCCAAUUAUAUAAUGAAAAUGUGGACAAAGUUUGCCACCGAUGGACAUUUGAACCGUGAUUGGCCGCAACUCUUAAACGAUGAGCCGAGCGGUGCGCCCAAAGUCCACGGUUUGGACCCAAAGGACUUACCCCUAGACGUGUAUCUUAAGUCACAUGUACUGCUAUACGCUUUAGAGAUAUUAAAUAGCAUAAGAGUAGUGAGGGGUCCCUGUGAUGUACACAACCUGUGUUUACACCUAUCCUGUCUGGUGCUUAACAUAUGGACAACAAAUACCACAGCAUUAAAGCCAGUGAUGUUUUGGAUAUACGGCGGCGGACUUAAUAUGGGUUCAAUCUUUCAAGAAGUAUAUAAUGGGAGCGUUUUGGCUACACAUGAUGUGGUGGUUGUGUCCGUCAACUAUAGGUUAGGACCGUUUGGGUUCCUAUACGGCGAUAGGGAGGACGCGCCCGGAAAUGUCGGCUUUUAUGACCAGUUGUUAGAGAAAACAUCCACUCAUUUGGCGGAGAUAGGGAUCAGAUCACCAUUUUUGGUGAGAGCGCCGGGAGUUGGUCGGUGUCCGCACACAUACUCUCCCCGCUAUCCAAAGGCCUAUUGGGAUCGGGAGGACGCGCCCGGAAAUGUCGGCUUUUAUGACCAGUUAUUAGGCCUGAAAUGGGUCAGAGAAAACAUACAUUCAUUUGGUGGAGAUAAGGAUCGGAUCACUAUUUUUGGUCAAAGCGCCGGGAGUUGGUCGGUGUCCGCACACAUACUCUCCCCGCUAUCUAAGGGUAUGUUUCAGAGGGCUAUUAUGGAAAGCGGCGCCAAUAUGUACAACAAGGACAGGGAUGUGGUCAACAAAACUGAGGCCUUAUCUCAGGCUAAAAAUAUAGCGAAACAAUUGAAAUGCAAUGAAAGCGAGGAUUGGAUACAAUGUCUGCGAAGAGCGAAUGCAAAGGAUAUACUCAAAUACGAGAACCCAAUCGCCACUUACCCGGUGUUCGGCACAGAGUUUCUGCCCAUUAGUGCCCGACAGGCCUUCAACGAGAAAAAGUUUAAUACAGAUGUUGAUUUAAUCGCUGGAGUCUCACGCAAUGAGGGCUCAUCAUUUACUAAGGCAGUAAUUAAAGACCCUGCUCAUAUGACACUCACCGAUUUUAACAAUGGGAUUAAAGCGUUUGAUUUAUUGGGUUAUCACAACGUAAAUGUGACUAAAGUGACAGAAUAUUACUUGAAAAGUGUCAACACUAGCGAUCCAACGGCUCUAUACAAGUCCUAUAUAUCAUUAGCGGGUGAUUUACUUCUCGGGUGUCCGACAUAUCUGUUCUCCAAACGGUUCGCACAAACUGUCAAAGAGUCGCAAAGGGUUUACUUUUACGAGUUGUUGUACGCAAGCGAUUGGUUCGCUAAAGAUGCUGGCUGCGAUGUAACGACCAUGGGCAUUUGUCAUGGUAUGGAAAUACCCUUUGUGUUUGGUUUACCACAACUUCAUCCUAAGGAUUACAGUCAGGAAGAUAUUUAUUACAGUAAUGUUGUGAUGAAAAUGUGGACAAAGUUUGCCACCGAUGGUCAUAUGGACUCUGAUUGGCCGCAACUGUUAAACGAUGAGCCGAUGGGUGCGCCCAAAGUCCACGGUUUGGACCCAAAGGACUUACGGCUUGUAUUGAGUGAUCCGUUUCAUGAAACAUGUGAUGUCUUGUGGGCCGACUAUUUCCUA